AUGAAUGGUCUCGGCAUUGACUUAGGAAUACCAGAUACUGCGCUCAAUGACGUUCGGAUGAAUGUGCAAAACAUUUCCCAAAAAACAUCCGCGCCUCCCAAGUCUUCUCGCCGCCGCGCCAUUGUGCGGCAGAAAAACCAUGAUGGCCAUUUGGCACAAGCAAGUACAACGCAAGGAGUAUGUGCAUCUUUGCCUAGCAUGCCGUUACGUGAAAAUCGCUUGAUUACAAACAAGAGUGUGAAUGUGUCGCCCAUGUGUGUGAUGAAGCACCCACUUCCGCCCAAGCCAGCUGUCGAAUGGUCAGUCUUUGACGAUGUCCAUUCAGCCAGUGCUACGAGACGGGCUGACACGCCAAGUGAUUCAGCUACAUCAUCACCGCGGCCUCAAGUGCAAUUUCCCGGGUCGCAAGUCAAAUUGCCGCCAGUGAGCUCAUGCGAUGCACAACCCAUUCCAUAUCCUCAAGCUCCCCCCUUUCUCCCAGUACAUCAUGUAUCUCUCUCGCCUGCUACACCCAUGGUUCACUCGCUUCCAAGCAAACCAAUUGUGUCGAUGUAUCCUCCCGAGCGUGAUGAACGUAUCGGUAUCGAAUUAUUUGUGGAAAACAACCUCAUUGUAGAGGGAGGGUUAUUACACGGCAGUAUCCAGUUGAAUAUCCCCAACCACACAGACCGAUCCACUGCUAUGCUCCUGGCACAGCCUCGUGUACGACUUAUUGGAUACGAGUGUAUGCCUGAUGAAGAUAUCCGUCACAUAUUCUACCGCCACAUGUCUGUGAUUGAUGGCGACCGCAGCUUGGAUGGUCCAUCAGAGCCAUAUAUUCUACAUGGUACUACAAACACGUGUGAAGGAGAAGGAGGAGGGGAUGCUAUCCUUCCUUGCUUUGCGUCGCUUCCAGAUAAAGAAGGUUUCUCAUUAGGGCAAGAGGGUCACCAUGCUAUUCCAUUUUCUCUCUCCGUGCCCAUGGGCAAGGGUGCUAAAGGCUGCUACGAAAGUGCAUCUUCAGAGGUGGGAUAUAUUCUUAUUGCAUCUGUCCGCGUUAAAGCGUUCGGUGAAAAGCACAGUGGUAUAGCUCAUUGUUUCCAAAAAAUGCAGCUAUAUCCAUACCUCAAUCCCACUGCAGAGUUAUCGAGCUCACCACGCCCCAUUAUUUCUCAGGCAAAUACGCCCGAGGCCAAAGCUCGAAAUAUUCGUCUUGCUGCUGCUUUACACCGUGAAACAUGGGUGGCAGGCCAGCGUGUGUAUUUCGAAGCAGGCGUGUUUAAUGGUGGAAACCAAUUGCUGAAUGUGCUUCGCAUUGCUUUAGUGCGAGUCGAAACGUUAUAUCGCGCACAUGAUCAUAUACCCGGAUCAAAAGAUAUUAUAUCGUCCACCAGUACCAUCGUUACGGAUGAGACCUUGGCAGCAGGUCAACUCGGUAGCUGGUGGACAGGGGCACGACCUGGUAAACCUAUAUAUCUCCAUCACUCACUUGUUUUACCGGAAAACACUGCUACAAUUGAGCCAGGUCGUCAUAUCAAUGUCCAAUAUGUGCUCCGUGUGGGCGUAGGUGCUGAAACCUCAACUCUUGUCGAGGUAGAUGUGCCCUUGCGUAUUAUCAAGUAUGUCUCGCUUGAUCCGCCCCCUCCUCGGCGUACAUGGAUGGGAGCCACAGGGUUGAUGGGUCAAUUGCUUGGAGACUCAGAGAACCAGAAUAUUACGGUCAAGCGACUCCAGUCGCUCGACACGAUGCGAAGUCCAUGCUCUAUGCCAUCAGCUGUUGUGGUUUCGCCAAAUGUAAGCCAACAACCAGGAAAUUCACGUACAGCGCAGCACAAACGCUCGCUUGACUUCAUUAAUAGCGCUAUUCGCAGUGCCACUGCGCGUCAUACCUCGCCAUUGGCAGCAGGUGAAGCAUCCACUACGGGACUGGGCAUUGAGUUAUCCAGUACAGAGCCAAGGAAUGAAUUGACUUCUGUCGCAACUACUCAUCAACGUGCCUCGCUCGGUCCUGCGCUCCCUUUUUUGGAGAUCAAUGACGUGCAGCCAGAACCGCAGGGAGACGUUUCUCUCCCACUUGGUGAUGAAACUGUCGAUGAUGUUGAACUUUUCUUUGGUGAACAAGGAAGAAAAAAAAUUGAGGAUGAAAGUACUCGUGCUCAGCAAUCGUGCCAGGACGGGCUUCAUGAUUUGACGCUACAAGACGCUCACUAUGAGAUGGACCGGAGUAGUUCAUCUUCUCAAGUUUGCGAUGAAUCCUCCGCAAUGCCAUCUACACCGAGGCGCGAAAGUAUUCUGCGGUAUCCAGCAAGCGCUCCUCGAACUCUACGACCCAAGUCUUCUUUCACGAUAACGUCAAGCAUUACGCCUUUAAAAGUGCGUCGUUCAAACACAUUGUCCCAGGGCUAG
This is a messenger RNA of Malassezia restricta, 2385 nucleotides long. RefSeq lists its product as uncharacterized. NCBI's taxonomy places the organism in Eukaryota, Fungi, Basidiomycota, Malasseziomycetes, Malasseziales, Malasseziaceae. The transcript has a single exon. The record is from RefSeq and is a predicted model, not a curated record. The coding region runs from base 1 to 2385 and encodes 794 amino acids.